AUGGCUACUUCUCAACCGAUCUCCAGCAUCGCCAUGGCCCUGGCUGGUAAAACCAUGACCGCUUCGGUCGACAUCCCUCAGUCUCGUGCUGGCGCUGGCGCCGGCGCCGGCCUUCGCAAGUCGGCAUCGCGACCUGGUCAGCCAGCGAUGCUGCCAACGCCACCCAACUCCAUCUCGCCCACACUCCCCCCACAAGCCUACAGGCAUCGCCCCGCCCUCUCCCCCGGAUCGCCCUUGUCCACCGUGCCUCAGUUGGACUCGGAUAUUGAUCUGCAAGACGCGGUCGACCAUGCCAACAGCCAGCAUCACACGACGUCGGCCGCCCAUGAGGAUCUCGACAGUGCCGGUGCCAUCACUCCGGCCAUGCUGGCGCGUCAUCACCUCCCCGAGAUCCUCCUGCAGCAAGGCCCUCUGGCAAUCCGUCACAUCAUGGGCUUCUUGACCACUUCGGUCCCCGGUUUUUCACGCAUCCCUCCUGCGAAGGCGCGUCGCUUGGUGGUCGCGGCGCUCGAGGGUCGAGGCAACGGCGAUGCGGGCGGCGUGGAUGGCGACGUCCUGUUUGAGAAGGUUGGUUGGGGUCGAUGGGAUGCGCGUCAUCGCGGUGAAGUGCCGCGUGAUCGGGCACGCUCCUUUGCUGUCUCCUCCCCCCCGUCGAGUCUCGCCGAUUCGUUCCCGCAGCGCGGGUUGCAGAUCGAGGGCCGUCGUGGGUCCACCUGGUCUGCCGUGCGGAAUCAGUAUGGUGUGAGCAUGGCCGAGUCGACGGCAUUCUCCUUCACGGAUGACUAUCCGGCCCGUGAGGACUUGGACAUGCUGGAGCACGAGGCGGACAAGAUGUCGCUGGAUGGCGAUGACGGCCAAGAGUACUGCUCUUCCUCCGAGGCGCCGGACGACCUGCAGGAGGAUCAGUGGGACGAAGGUGAUGUCACGGAUGAAGAAGACUGGGCGCAAAUCGGUGCGGACGCCCUACGCGCGCGCUCGAUGAAUGGCGGUGGUUUCAUGCGAAACAGUAACGUGGCUGCGCGCGCGAAGCCUUUACCCGUGGGGGCCUUGGAUGGCGUCAGUUUUGGUGGACCCACCGUUGCCCAGUCGGGCCCCCGCACUUUCGACACUCAGGAACGCGCCGCCGUUGAGGCCCUCCUCAGGCUUGGCUCGAUGUGA
Penicillium oxalicum is the source of this 1158-nucleotide messenger RNA. RefSeq lists its product as uncharacterized. NCBI's taxonomy places the organism in Eukaryota, Fungi, Ascomycota, Eurotiomycetes, Eurotiales, Aspergillaceae. Bases 1 to 1158 code for a protein of 385 amino acids. Gene Ontology annotation, biological process: positive regulation of transcription from RNA polymerase II promoter by glucose. Gene Ontology annotation, cellular component: nucleus. The transcript has a single exon. Gene Ontology annotation, molecular function: sequence-specific DNA binding. The record is from RefSeq and is a predicted model, not a curated record.